Molecule: messenger RNA, 1027 nt
Organism: Rubroshorea leprosula
Lineage: Eukaryota; Viridiplantae; Streptophyta; Magnoliopsida; Malvales; Dipterocarpaceae
Source: the annotation of a GenBank genome assembly
AUUCGGCGUUGGUGGGAGGGCUGGACGGCACCGGUUGAGGCUCUAGUUACGGUCCAGCCGCGCCGAUCCAACUUUGGGGCCAAGAAAUUUGGAAAGCGCUCUUUUUUCACGACGCGUUUUUAGCCGGAUCCUGCGCCGUCGCUCUUUGGAUUGACGCUCCCAUGGUGGCGAACGGUGCCUCGAGGACAGAUCCGGCACUGUGACGAGUAGGAUCGGUCUCCUACGGCGUCGACCGGUGCCUGGAGAAAAGAUCCUGUCUCCUUGACGUGCUUAUCACUUUAGGCUCCGAUUGACUCUUCCAUGAUGACUACCGUUGAACUGGAAAAUAGAUCCGGCGUCGUGCGAAAUCUGAUACAAAUAGAGCACCGAAUGGCCGUACCGUCGUACCUUGGAUCCGCGGCAUCCGUCCUUGUGAAUUUUAAAGGGAGGGCAUGCACUCAGAAUUCAAACCACAAUGAGGCGUUUUGGAGGUUCUGGCACCUAGGUACCCGAAGGAAGUUACAAAUAUCAGAGAUAGAAGAGUUGAGGAACAAUGCAUAUGAUAACUCUAGUAUCUGCAAGACUAAAUUGAAAGCAGCUCAUGACAAGCAGAUCCUAAGAAAGAACUUUGAGCCAAAUCAAAAAGUGCAUCUUUAUGAUUCUCAUUUACAUCUCCAUCCAAGAAAGCUAAGAUCUAGAUGGACAGGUCCAUUUGUGGUGAAACGAGUUUUUCUUAAUGUUGCAGUUGAGAUUGAGGAUCCAAUCGAUGGGAGAAUUUUUUGAGUUAAUGGAAUAUGGUUGAAGUAGUAUGUGGAGGGAGUAGACCAACCCGAGGAAAUCGUUCUUGUGACUCCAAUCUAUGAUACUUAAUCAGGUUCUAUCUUUCCAUAAUAUCAUUUUUUUUCUUUCUUUUCUUUUAUUUGUUUUUGCUUUUAUUUAGUAGCUUAUCUUUUAUUAGGUUAGGUUUCUAGGUUUCUUUCCAUAGCUAUUACUAUUGUAGGUUUACUUUUAUUUCUUUUAUUCUAUGCCAGUGAGGACACUGUCUCAU